Molecule: messenger RNA, 1555 nt
Organism: Penaeus monodon (black tiger shrimp)
Lineage: Eukaryota; Metazoa; Arthropoda; Malacostraca; Decapoda; Penaeidae
Product: long chain acyl-CoA synthetase 9, chloroplastic-like
Exons: 1
Coding region: 449-1321 (290 amino acids)
Biological process (GO): long-chain fatty-acyl-CoA metabolic process; long-chain fatty acid metabolic process; neuron differentiation
Cellular component (GO): endoplasmic reticulum; plasma membrane; lipid droplet
Molecular function (GO): palmitoyl-CoA ligase activity
Source: RefSeq, a predicted model, not a curated record
GUCCAGAGAAAGAUAGGAAAAAUUAAAUAAAGGUUCCUACAUUGUAAGAAUCAUCUAAAUCUUACAACGCUGGGGCUAUUAUCUUCUCACUACGAUUUUGGUGGCAUGGCGCCGCAAUUGCUCUUUGGGGAUAUACAAACGGUCUAUCCCCAAGGAGUUACAGCCCGAGGGGGAAUCUCAGCCUGCAGCGGUCUCCCCAGAGCCCCCGGCCGAGUUAAGCAGGUCAGUGCCAUCGCAGAUCUAUGGCGUUCGCAACGAGGCGGGCUACUGGGUCAAGGCCGAUCCCGGCAACCCGAACGGCCUCCGCUUGAAGGAGGAACUCCUGACCGCCAAUGUGACUACGCUGCCAGCCAUCGUGGAGCACGUCGCUAAAAAACUAUGCAACAAACCGUGCUUAGGUACACGGCAGCUCCUGGCACGAAAGCGCUUCGUGGUUGAUGGCAAGGAAAUGGAAAAACUACACCUUGGAGAGUACUCGUUCCUCACAUAUCGUGAGGUCCAAGACAUGGUGGUUAGUUUCAGCCAGGGCCUCGCCAAGAUUGGCACGGGAAAUAGCGGCAGAGUCGCUAUAUUCGCUGAAACGUGUGCUGAGUGGUUCACGGCGGUCAUGGGUUGCCUGCGCCAAGGGCUGACAGUCGUGACUGUAUUCCCUAACCUUUCAGUCGAAGAGAUCGUGGCAUCGCUUUGUGAGACUGAAGUUAGUGUGAUCAUGACGUCGCAUGACCUUCUCAGUCGCACGGCGGAGGUUGUCCGUAAGUGUCCUGCGAUCACAAACGUCAUCGUGUUCGAAGAUCAGCUGGAAGGUGUGGGUACGGUGCCUGAAGGUCUCAUGGAAGUGGUGAUCCCCUACAAGGACGUGGUAGAGACCGGGAAGUACCUGAACACCUCCUUGCGCCAGCCGACUGGCAGCGAUGUGGCCAUCAUCAUGUACACAAGUGGUUCAAUAGACCGUCCGAAGGGCACAGAGCUAACACACGAUAAUAUAGUUAGUUCGAUCAUCUCGUUCGCAAUUCAGGCAGAUCUCCGCUCCGGCGAUCGCUUCCUGGCCUUCCUUCCCCUUGCCCACGUGAUGGAAUUCACCACAGAGAUUGCUCUUGUGAGCCUGGGCAUCGUGGUCAUGUACGGGUCACCGAUGACUUUGACCAGUAGCUGCCCUAAAAUUAUGGAGGGUACGCUGAGCGACGCACAGGUGGCUAAGCCCACGUGCAUAAAUGCGGCGCCGCUCAUCCUCGACAGAAUCGUCACUCAGGCUAUGGAGAAAUGCUUUCUCAAUAACCAAAUUUCUGAGAAAGCUUUGACAUGCGAUGUUCAGGGAAGUUAGAUAGCCGCUGCCGAGUUGGGAGGUAAUGUGCGCAUAAUAUUGGUGGGAGGAGCUCCUCUCUCAGAGGAGACUCAAACUAGGGUGCGAAACUGGUUAAGGUGCACAAUAGUGGUGGGCUAUGGCGCCACCGAAACGACCGCGUGCCUCACCAGUACUGUCCCCUGCGACCUGCGCACUGGGCAUUGUGGUGCGCCCUGCCACGGUGUCCUUGUGACCCUUGCUGACUGGGAUGAA